GCACCCUUUAAAAUUCUGGACAGUGCUGAGGCACCCUCUAAAAUUAUGGACAGUCUCGAGGCACCCUCUAAAAUUAUGGACAGUCUCGAGGCACCCUGUAAAAUUAUGGACAUUCCCAAGGCACCCUUUAAAAUUAUGGACAGUUCCGAGGCACCCUCUAAAAUUAUGGACAGUCCCGAGGCACCCUCUAAAAUUAUGGACAGUCCCGAGGCACCCUCUAAAAUUAUGGACAGUCCCGAGGCACCCUCUAAAAUUAUGGACAGUCCCGAGGCACCCUCUAAAAUUAUGGACAGUCCCGAGGCACCCUCUAAAAUUAUGGACAGUCCCGAGGCACCCUCUAAAAUUAUGGACAGUCCCGAGGCACCCUCUAAAAUUAUGGACAGUCCCGAGGCACCCUCUAAA
This is a messenger RNA of Staurois parvus, 402 nucleotides long. Lineage: Eukaryota; Metazoa; Chordata; Amphibia; Anura; Ranidae. The record is from the annotation of a GenBank genome assembly.